UUUCAAGCCAUAUUUUUUUAUUGAGUUUUCUAAUCCAUUCUCGCUUCAUAUUAGUUUAUGUAAUGCAUAUGGGUGAUGAUAUCCCAUCAUAUCGUCAACAUGUUUUUAGGUAGCGUAGAAAAAUUAACGCGCGGAUGAUAAGCGAGCCCAUGUUGCGCAUACCCGUGACGGACGUCACCGACAAAAUAUAAGGCUCAAAACGAAUCCGGAAAAUCGCAAGCUUGAUGAAAUAAACAUAAAUCCUGCGUACUUGUCAAAACUGGAACGAAUCAAACCUUAGAGAUGGUCAACUAAGACGUCCAAAUCAUAUUUCAUUGGCUUACUUUUUUGCUUCAAAGUGUGGCUUCCCAGCAUAUGUGUAUUUUCACGAGGGGAAAGUCUUGAGGUUUCCUUGGAAGAAAUAAAGUCCCAGGUGACGAACUGGCGAUUUACCAGCUGGGACAAUCGAUUAUUCAUCCUCUUUUAGACAAUAGGACUACUUGCCUGUCUGCCCUUGCUUCUGAAAUAAAUAAAUAAUGAGAUUGGCAGGGCCAAUGCGAGCUGUGGCUGUGCUGCUAUUGCUGGGCCUCACAUGGGUGUUAGCCAGCUCCAUACUCGGAGGGGACAGCAGCUCAUUGGUCAAACACUUCUUCAGUGGGACAAACGAGGAGCCAACAGCUGAGACCAAACCACGCAGGUACAAGUGUGGUCUGUCGGCUCCAUGUCCUCAGAAACAUCUGGCCUUCCGUCUUGUCUCUGGAGCUGCCAACGUCAUUGGGCCCAAAAUCUGCCUGGAGGAUAAGACCCUUGUGAGCAGUGUCAAGAACAAUGUUGGCAGAGGACUAAACAUUGCUUUAGUAAAUGGGGUAUCGGGAGAGCUCUUAGACACUAAAUCUUUUGAUAUGUGGGCAGGAGAUGUAACUGACCUGUUGAAGUAUCUACGGCCCCUACAUGAGGGAACACUUGUGUUUGUAGCUUCCUUUGAUGAUCCUGCCACAAAGUUGAAUGACGAGGCACGUCGUCUGUUUGAGGAGCUGGGUAGCACAGUAGUGAAGGAGCUCACCUUCAGAGACAGCUGGGUGUUUGUAGGAGCCAAGGGAAUCGAGAACAAGAGUCCUUUCGAACAGCGUAUGAAGAACAGUAAGAGCAGUAACAAGUAUGAAGGCUGGCCGGAGUCUCUCGAAAUGGACGGCUGUAUCCCCCUCCGUGCCCCCUUAGAGAAUUAAACACUCUCUGCAGGUACAUGUAUCCCUUCCUCCACUCUCUCCUAAUGGGUUCACACUCAUCAUCAUGGAUUUAACGAUGGUGGGACCCCUCCAGCCAAUGCUUAGGCCCGAUACCGAUCCAAUGCUUUUAAUAACGGGGAGUAUGCAAGACAAGUGCACCUUUUGGGAGACGGGUGGAGUGUUGGAAUGCAGACCGUUUCUAAGGACUAGCACUUUUUGAGACCCACUGUUUCUCUGGCUCUAAGGUUAGCAGCACAUAUCUAUUUGAGAAACUGUUGCAGCAGAAGCAUGGACUAUGAUCGUUUGACUUCCUCGAUUUCCAGGCUUCGUCGCGUUCAUUCUGAUUAGUGAGACUUGGGAUGGACUGGGACCAGAAUUAUUAUUAUUAUUUUUUUCAUUGAGGCCCCUGUUAUUAGCCAAACAAUGAUCAUUUUGUGCAAAAACAACCAUUUAAAACAGGCCGACUGGUCUUAAGAUGGACCAGCCCAUCUGGCAUUUGUCAGAACUGCCCUAUGGCCAGUCUGUCCCUAAUGAGACUCAGGAGUAUGGUAUUGGUAAUGUAAGACAACAGUUGAGUUGGACAAAAAAAUGCUCUGUUACAAAAUCAUGGAACGACAGGCUCCUACAAUACUUUUUCUGUUUUUGGUCAAGUAACACAUGCUGCAAAGGACAUCCCUUGAUUGAUUGGAAUCUUGCUGUGACAAUGCUGGAGCUCAAUAGGCUAGCUUGACUGAUGGUUGAAGCAACCGUUUGCACUUCACAUCUGAACUUGGCAUUUAUUUAAUCAUUUGAGGCCUAAUAACUUUGCUGAAAUAACAGGUGACCACAAAUAGAGGAAAUGGAUAUUUCAGAGACCAAAUGUUUGAUGACCAAAUGCAUAGAAGUGGAAAAAGGUCCAAAAAAAGACAUGUAAAUGCUUGAUAGAAAUGAAUAACUGAAACAAGUAAUGUCUGUUUAAAAAAAGAAGAGGCCUGAGAACACUGCCUAUCUGAAUGGACAUUGACCAGAAUACAAUUGAGGUAUAAUAGAUAGUAAGUCGUUUAUGAGCAAUAUGUUAUUGCUGGCUGUUCUAAGAUCUGUUUUGUGCUAAAUUAAGAUUAAAAUGCAUUCAUAUUUUGUACCCUAGGUUUAAUAUAGAAAAUUAAUGAUUUCAACUAAAAGUUGUGGCUGUCUGCUAUAGUGCCAACUCCUUGUCAUUCAUUGUCAUGUCAAACAUUUGGCUUGACAAUGGGCAAGUGCAAUUGAGUUGCAAGGGGCACAAACACAUCUGGGACCAGGCUAAAGGCUAUUCUGGGACCAGGCUAUUACCACCUUUUAUAGAUAACUUGCUGUGCAGCAAUCAUUGUUUGUUUAGCAAAUGUAUACAGUGUCUUUGAGUAAUCUUGUGUAUUUGACGUGGAAUUAGAACUAGCCUAGUCUAGAAUCCUAAAGAAACUUGUUUUUACACCUCGUAGGCUAUAUUCAUGAAUUGUACACUAGAGUGACGACAUUAGUGCCUAAGAUAAAUAUUAUCUUUUGAAAUUGUACUGUUAGGUAACAACACUUUCCACGUGUCUCAGGCCUUGUCUUUAUUUUGUUAUUUGUGUAACUUUAUUUGCAUUUUCAAAGACAAUCUCUUUCCCUGUAAAAAGUUUGAUAUUUAUCUCAGUUUCCUCCUCUUUGAAUUUGAUAGUAAAAUAUACAUGAUUUGUUGCAUUUAGAAUACACUGAAAACAAGCGAAGCAUAAUGUUUUAGGUUUUGGUCCAGAAAUAGACAAAGUGCUAUGAAACCAAGUGUACUGUAGAAUUCUUAAUAUUCAUUUUUGUGACAAACUAUUUUGUAAGUUAUUAAAAGAUCUCAAUAUUCUCUGUGUACUGUGCGGUUUAGCCUGAGUGCCAGUCUGUGCUAUCAUGCCAAAUCCUUGUCAAUGAUUGUCAUGGCUUGGCAAUGGAGUUGGCAAGAGCACAUACAGAUCUGGGACCAGGUUAGCUGUGGGUCAGUAAAUUAAAAUACUACCUAGAGUGUA
This is a messenger RNA of Oncorhynchus masou masou (cherry salmon), 3211 nucleotides long. RefSeq names its product protein FAM3A-like. The transcript is spliced from 10 exons. The record is from RefSeq and is a predicted model, not a curated record. Lineage: Eukaryota; Metazoa; Chordata; Actinopteri; Salmoniformes; Salmonidae. Bases 516 to 1205 code for a protein of 229 amino acids.